AUGGCCUCUCAGCUACUGAGGCUGGCAGAAGAGUCUGGUGUAAGCCCUGGGGAGUCUGAUCUGGCUGUGAACCCCUUUGAUGGGCUUCCCUUCUCUUCCCGCUACUACGAGCUGCUUGAGCAGCGCCGAACUUUGCCCAUCUGGGCCACUCGUUUUAUCUUCUUGGAGCAAUUGGAGAGUAGCCCCAGCGGAGUAGUGCUGGUGUCUGGAGAGCCUGGCUCUGGCAAGAGCACUCAGAUCCCUCAGUGGUGUGCAGAGUUUGCGCUGGCGAGGGGGUUCCAGAAGGGCCAGGUAACUGUCACUCAGCCCUAUCCGCUGGCAGUUCUAAGCCUGGCUCUGCGUGUUGCUGAUGAGAUGGACCUGGCCCUUGGUCAUGAAGUUGGAUACAGCAUCCCCCAGGAGGAUUGCACCGGGCCCGAUACCCUGCUCAGGUUCUGCUGGGACAAACUUCUUCUGCAGGAGGUGGCCUCAACCCGGGACACUGGAAGCUUGGGUGUGCUGGUGCUGGAUGAGGCUCAGGAGCGGUCAGUGGCCACAGAUGUGCUUCAGGGGCUGCUGUGUGAUGCCAGCCUGGGAAACCUUCCUGGGGACCUCAGAGUGGUUGUAGUUACUGAUCCAGCCCUUGAACCUAAGCUCCAAGCCUUCUGGGGAAAUCCUCCUGUUGUGCGUGUACCUGGAGAACUUGGCAGUUGCCCCAUCCCCAUAUAUAGGGACAUUGUCCCUGCGGAUCGCGUGGAAGCUGUCUGCCAAGCUGUGCUUGAAUUGUGUCAGAAGGAGCCCCCUGGAGACGUGCUAGUGUACCUACCCAGUGAGGAGGAAAUUUCCUUGUGCUGUGAAUCCUUGUCCAGAGAGGUGGGUUCCUUGGCUCUCCAAAGGCCUCCUCCACGGGUGUUACCCCUCCACUCAGGCGUUGGUCAAGCUGUUCAGGCUGUAUACGAGGACACAGACUUGGGUGCCCAAAAGGUGGUGGUCACUCACUGGCUGGCUGACUUCUCCUUCUCUCUCCCUUCCAUUCAACAUGUCAUUGACUCAGGACUGGAGCUUCGAAAUGUUUACAAUCCUCAAAUCCGAGCAGAAUCUCAAGUGUUGAGGCCAAUCAGCAAGUGCCAGGCAAAGGCAAGACAACUUCGGGCAAGAGGGUACCCACCAGGAUCCUGCCUCUGCCUAUACCCUAAGUCCUUCCUAGAAGUGGCUCCCCAACUACCUCAACCCAGGGUGUGUGAGGAGAAUCUGAGCCCGCUGGUAUUACUGCUGAAGAGGAGACAGAUUGCAGAGCCAGGGGACUGUCACUUCCUGGACCGGCCUGCUCCAGAAGCCCUGAUGCAGGCCCUCGAAGACUUAGACUAUCUGGCAGCCCUGGAUGAUGAUGGAAACCUGUCAGACCUGGGAAUCAUCCUGUCAGAGUUUCCUCUGCCCCCAGAGCUGGCAAAAGCUCUACUGGCCUCCUGCGAGUUUGAUUGUGUGGAUGAGAUGCUCACCCUAGCGGCUAUGCUCACUGCUGCCCCUGGAUAUACCCACCCUCCGCUCUGUGCAGAAGAAGCUGCCUUGCGUCGGGCCCUGGAACACACAGAUGGUGAUCAUAGCUCUCUGAUCCAGGUGUACGAAGCCUUUAUACAAAGUGGAACAGACAAGGCUUGGUGCCAGGCUCGGGGUCUAAACUGGGCAGCACUGUGCCAAGCCCAGAAACUUCGAGGAGAACUCCUAGAACUCAUGCAACGAAUUGAACUUCCCUUGUCCCAACCAGCCUUUGGCUCUGAGCAGAAUCGAAGAGAUCUUCAGAAAGCUCUGGUGUCUGGAUACUUCCUUAAGGUGGCCCAAGACACGGAUGGAACUGGAAAUUACCUGCUUCUGACCCAUAAGCAUGUGGCCCAGCUCUCCCCACACUGCUGCUACCGAAACCGUAGGGCUCCAGCCAGACCCCCACAAUGGGUGCUUUACCACAAUUUCUCCAUUUCCAAAGACAACUGCCUUUCCAUUGUUUCUGAGAUUCAACCACAGAUGCUGGUGGAGUUGGCCCCUUCAUACUUCCUGAGUAACUUGCCCCCCAGCGAAAGCAGAGACCUUCUAAACCAGCUGAGGGAAGAAACAGCAGAAUCGUCAACAGGAAAUGAAUCUUCCUCCACCCAAGAGUUUGGAGAUCCCUGUGUCCUGCAGUGACUACCUAAGAAUGGGAGCUGCGCAUCUCAUUGCAUUUGAUCCUUUCUCAAGCUAGCACCAAGGCUUUGCGCUAGAUUUCAAAGCCCAAAAUUUAGGGUAAAAUAUAAAGCCUGCAACCUGAAUCUCAAGAAAUGGUGGACUAAGGGUGAAGUGGACAGGGCUAACUAGUCUAGACGGGGCAGGACUCUUGCUAUAUUCUCCUAUUUAUUGGCGAGGGACUGACUGUACUCCCACUGUACCCUCAAUUUAUACCAAACCAAUUCUUGUACUUUCUUUUGGUCUAUAAAAUUAUUUUUCUGUGGUGCCAACUUUGAAUUUGGUUUUGUAGUACCAUAUAUGAAUCCAGAGUUUAGAGGUGACACAAUAGCAAAGACUCAGGGAUUAACUACUCCAGUGAUAGCCCUUUGCCUGUUUCACGUCUGGUCAAGCCUCUAUGCAAUAACAGAUGUCGCUGUCACUAAUAUAGAACAUGAUUAGUCUGACUACAAUUGACCUCUUGCCCUAGCUCUAGCUCAAACACUGCUCCUGCCUCUAGGGGAAGAAUUAGAGUGCUGUAGGAAUCAGACAAGAUCUUUCUUUUUGUCCUCACACCAUUUAAACCUUGCUCCUUAAACCUGAAGCCAUUACAAAUACCCCAAACUUUCAACUUUCCAUUAACUUCCCAGCAAUCCCUAGUUUGCCCACAAACUGCAAAGUCUAACAUUUUCAGAGAUGCUGUGUUUAACCCUUCUUUUCAGCUGAGUGUUCCUUUCCCUUCUCUUCCUUGGACUGUUAGCUUUGUAUCCUUCAUCAUCUUGCACAAGUGCAAAAUGCAUAGAAUUUUGUGGAAUUAAUCCUUAGAAUUUGCUCCUGCCCUAAAAGUACUCUCCUUUGGAUAUUGUAUCUCAUCAUUCCAUCUAUCUCCACCUCUAUGUGAAUGUCAACUGACCACCAAAGGCACUGUUUCAGAGUGUUUCUUUCUAGAUAUAGCAUUUUGUUUUGCCUGCAGCUCUUGCUUUAAACUUGCCAAUUUCCCCCUUUAUCAUCCACAACACCAUUGAUUUCCUGACACUCUGUAGCUCUAACUGUGGAAUCAAGCUUUGGCUCCUCAUAGACCUGUCACUUCCUAAUUAUUUGCAAAUUCUGCUCACCCUAAUUCCACUAAGCCCAUUAAGUUAUCCUUGCCCACUGUUUCCCCUUCCCCCUCCCAGUCUGCACAGGACACGAGUCAGACUAGUCUUCCCAGAUUUUCUUACUUUGCGUGUGUAAAUAUUCGUAUCUUGCUUGCCCCCCAGGCGCAUUAUGAGGCUCAGUAGCAGGUUGAACACACACCAACAACAUGAGACUCAAAGUUAAGAAGGAAUCCGUAGUGAUUAUUUUACAGUUGAAGGAUAAGAUGCCCAGGGUGCCAACCCUCUAGUUCUGCCCAGGUUCUAGCUCUCCGGUGCCACCUC
Molecule: messenger RNA, 3590 nt
Organism: Condylura cristata (star-nosed mole)
Lineage: Eukaryota; Metazoa; Chordata; Mammalia; Eulipotyphla; Talpidae
Gene: DQX1
Product: DEAQ box RNA-dependent ATPase 1
Exons: 11
Coding region: 1-2157 (718 amino acids)
Cellular component (GO): spliceosomal complex; intracellular anatomical structure
Molecular function (GO): RNA binding
Source: RefSeq, a predicted model, not a curated record